Molecule: messenger RNA, 1658 nt
Organism: Nematocida parisii ERTm1
Lineage: Eukaryota; Fungi; Microsporidia
Exons: 1
Coding region: 45-1568 (507 amino acids)
Molecular function (GO): ATP binding; ATP-dependent chromatin remodeler activity
Source: RefSeq, a predicted model, not a curated record
GACGGAAUGGGAUGGAAAGGAAGUAAAUUAGAACAAACAAUUUUAUGAUGUAUUUAAGCAGAAGGCAAAAAAUCUGGAUGGAAAAUUUUAAAGAGCAUCAGAUUGAAGGGGUUGAGUGGAUGUGGAAGAGAAUAUCUGCGCGGAAGGGGGUUGUUUUAAGUGAUGAAAUGGGCACGGGAAAGACUAUGCAGGCCUUAGAAAUAGCCAAGCGGGUUUGGAGCCAGAUUGGAAAAUCUAUUCUUAUUGUUGCCCCGUGCACACUUCUGCAGAACUGGAAAAAAGAAAUGGAUAAAAUGGGCUUUUCAAUUCCUGCGCGUGUAGUUAGAUCGAGUGAUGCGGGGGCAGAGAAUGUUUUAAGGGGCGCAGACGGAAAUUACAUAGUGAUAUUAAACUAUGAGCUGCUGCAGAGGAAAAAGGGGCAGAUUCUUCAGUCUUUUUUUGACUUAGUGAUAUUUGAUGAGGCGCAGCGUAUAAAGAAUCGAGAGACAAUGAUAUCUAAAGUAUCUCGAUUAAUUGAUGCUCGAUCUAAGAUGUGCAUUACAGGAACGCCAAUACAAAACAGCCUUUCCGAGCUGUGGAGCAUUACAGAGACUGUCCGGCCUGGGUACUUCGGGGACUAUCAGAGGUUUAAGUCGGAAAUAGAAGAGCCUUUGAAGAAAAGCACGCUAAAGAAUUCAACUGAGCUGGAGAAGCAGAAAGGUGCAUCUAUAAAAGAGCAUAUAAAUAUGCUUCUUUCGGAAAUAGUUAUACGAAGGACAAAGGAGGAUUUGGCUGGGUUUUCAGAGAAUAUCCCAGAAGGGGGCUUGGCAAUUCCCAGGCGAAAAGAGCACACAAUAUAUUGCCCACUUACACGGGAGCAGCAGUCGGUUUAUAAGAGAGUAUUACGGAAUGACCUAACCCGAGCAACAGUAAUGGGGAAAAGGGCGCCAUUAAAGAGUAUUGCACACUUAAAGAGCAUAUGCAGCCACCCUAUUAUGGCAGACUCUGAACUGACUAGAUGGAGUGACAGCGGUAAAAUGCAGGUUAUACACAGGCUGCUGUUUAUGUGGAGGCACACAAAUAGAAAGAUUCUCUUAUUUAGCCAGUAUAAAGAAACACUUCGUAUAUUGCAGAGCAUUACAGGGAGGAACACUUACAGAAUAGAUGGGGACAGCCCAAUUCGCAAGAGAGAGGAAGUGUUUAAUACAUUUGGCAGCAAAGAAGGGCUGGAAGUUCUUCUGAUGAGCAUGAAAGUGGGCGGUGUUGGGAUAAAUCUUCAAAAGAGCGACACAGUCAUUUUAUUUGACAUUGACUGGAAUCCAUUUAAUGAAGAGCAGGCAAAAGGACGAGCGCACAGAAUGGGACAGAAGAAAGAGGUGGAGAUAUACAGGCUAAUAUGCAGAGGAACGAUUGAAGAAAGCAUAGAAAUAGUGCAGGAAGUAAAGAAAACUAUUUCCAAAGGAGUUUUAGACGGUAUAAAGUCAAAGCAAGUAUUUGAUAAGGUUGACCUAUGCAGACUCUUUCACUAUUCGCACGACCCUCUUGACAUAACAGAUCUAGACACUCUUGCAUCGCCCGAAUAUAAAUAGACAAAAGCAUAGAAACGCAUUGCAAAAUAAAGAAAAAACGCCAAGCUUCCACCAGGCAGUAAAUAUAUAAUACAAGAAUAAAGAAGCGCA